Anneissia japonica is the source of this 3073-nucleotide messenger RNA. RefSeq names its product asparagine--tRNA ligase, cytoplasmic-like. Bases 135 to 1817 code for a protein of 560 amino acids. Gene Ontology annotation, cellular component: cytoplasm. The record is from RefSeq and is a predicted model, not a curated record. The transcript has 20 exons. Gene Ontology annotation, biological process: asparaginyl-tRNA aminoacylation. NCBI's taxonomy places the organism in Eukaryota, Metazoa, Echinodermata, Crinoidea, Comatulida, Comatulidae. Gene Ontology annotation, molecular function: asparagine-tRNA ligase activity; nucleic acid binding; ATP binding.
CAUAAACCUUUCGAGUGUGCGGUUGCGGCAUGAUCUGAUGCAACUUCCAGUAGCAGAUGGUAACCGUUUAAUACAUAAAUAAAGAGUGUUUUAAGUUACUUUUCACACUCUCUCGCAUAUAGGAUACAAGAAACAUGUCAGGCGUAACUGAUGCAACAGCUAAAAUGAGUUUAGAAGAAAAGUCACCAAUGUACAUCUCAGACAAAGAGGGGAGCGAUGAAGCAGGGGAUGGCUCUGAACAGAAACCUUUCAAAACGCUAAUACAGGCAAUGAGAGCAUCAGGCGAACCGUUUCCCAAGUUUCUGGUGGCUUCUUCAAAAGAAGGACAGAAAUGGGAAGAUGUUUCUCAAGCUCAACGAAAGAAGGUUGGAAAAAUUUAUGCUGCAGAGCAACGAAAACAGGCUGACAGGGAAAAGAAAGAAGCAGAAAAAGCAGAGCAACGGGAACGUAAUCUAGAAGAAGCAAGGAAGGUGACAAUUGAAGAAGACCCCAGCUUACCCAAAGCUGAACUGAUUAAAAUUCGCAAUGCAGCAGACAAGAGGGAUGUUCGCAUCAAAGUAAAUGGAUGGGUACAUAGGCUACGAAGACAAGGAAAAUCCUUGAUGUUCCUUGUGUUGCGUGAUGGCACCGGAUUUCUACAAUGUGUCCUUAAUGAUAAACUAUGUCAAACUUACAAUGCUUUGAUACUUGCCACAGAGAGCACUGUGACCCUGUAUGGCGUAAUUAAACCCGUCCCAGAAGGCAAAGAGGCACCAGGAGGUCAUGAGUUGGACUGCGACUAUUGGGAGCUAGUUGGAGCAUCACCUGCUGGUGGAGUUGAUAACCUUGUCAAUGAAGAAUCGCAUAUUGAUGUUCAGUUAGAUAAUCGUCACAUGAUGCUUCGUGGAGAAACACUUUCCAAGAUAAUGAAAGUGAGAUCAAGUCUAACAGCUUGUUUCCGUCAGCACUACUUUGAUAAAGGAUAUUAUGAGGUUUGUCCGCCAACUCUUGUGCAAACCCAAGUUGAAGGUGGUUCAACACUGUUUAAACUCAAAUACUUUGGAGAAGAGGCCUACUUGACACAAUCUUCUCAACUGUACCUUGAGACGGCUAUACCAUCAUUAGGAGAUGUCUUCUGUUUGGCUCAAUCAUAUCGUGCGGAACAGUCGCGUACACGCCGUCAUUUGUCCGAGUACACCCAUGUUGAAGCGGAGUGUCCGUUUAUUACAUUUGAUGACCUGCUUGAUCGUAUUGAGGAUCUCGUCUGCGAUGUAGCUGAGCGAGUGAUGAAGACACCGGAAGCCGAGUACAUUAAAGAAUUACACCCGAAUUUUGUUGUUCCUAAACGUCCAUUUAAACGUAUGGACUAUGCAGAUGCAAUUAAGUACUUGAAAGAAAACGAUAUCAAAAAGGAAGAUGGAACAUUCUACGAGUUUGGAGAGGAUAUACCUGAGAUGCCUGAACGUAAGAUGACUGAUAAAAUUAAUGAGCCUAUACUGUUGUGUCGAUUCCCUGCCCCUAUCAAGUCUUUUUACAUGCAGAAGUGUCCUGAGGACAAAAGGGUGACUGAAUCGGUUGAUCUUCUAAUGCCAAAUGUAGGGGAAAUUGUAGGGGGUUCCAUGAGGAUGUGGGAUGGUGAAGAACUACUAGAAGGUUACAAGAGAGAGGGCAUUGACCCUACUCCAUACUACUGGUACACAGACCAAAGGAAGUAUGGUACUUGCCCUCACGGAGGCUAUGGACUUGGUCUUGAGCGCUUCCUAACAUGGCUUCUAAACCGCUACCACAUCAGAGAUGCCUGCUUCUACCCAAGGUUCACCGAGAGAUGCAAGCCAUAAGUACACCUCAAUUCUAUACACUGUGCUAAUUUGUAUCUGUCAAGUGCAUGGAUUCAUUCAUUCCAUUAAUAUUUGGUGGUGGUCCAAUUAGCUAAUGUUCUAAAGCCUGAUUUUUUUUAUAGUAGAUGACAGGCUGUGUUAGUUGCUAUUUAAUUUAGUUACAAACAUGUACAUGAAAUGUACCCUAUUUAUUCGAAUAAAACCUAGAACAUUUAUUGUCUGGGGGUUUUGAGGGGUCGUCUAUUUCCUUAGUUUCAAAUGAUAUAUAUUAUAUUUCAACAGAUGCCCAGUUAUUUUACUAUAAUCCUAAUGAUUUAAUUUUACUAGAGUAAAACAUUGCAGAUAAAAUGGUGUUGAGAUAUUGCUUACAUUAGUUUAACUCAAAAUCAUUUGAGAAACUAUUUGUAGAGUUAACAAAUACUCCUUCUGGUCAUUUAUUUUAGAGGGUGUUUAUUCCAAAUUACAUUCUGGAUGGGGACGUUUAUUCGAAUAAAUACAGUAUGUAACAUUGUUUUUCUCAAAGAAUUGCCAAAAAUAAAAUAUGUAGUGUAUAUGGAGCCAAACUAUAAAAACAGUUGCUAAAUCAUAAAAUAUGUACUUGCUUAGUUUAUACUACAGUAGUUUUUAAUUGACCAAUUUAAUGACAGCCAUUUCUGUAUGUUUUUAUAUCCUCGAGAUGGAAGUAUUGCCUGUGGCAUGGAAAGCGACAGAUGUUCUUAAGGCUGGUUUCCAUGGAAAUUGCUACACGCUAUCACUGAUUAGUCAGUUGAAUCAGGGAGCGUUCCCGAUUGCAUCAGGGAUAGCUACGCAAUACAAGGAUUGCAGUGAAAACGCUGUAGCGAUGUGUAUGGAAACAAAGCUUACGUAACCAAUUAAAUAUGCUGUACCCAAUAUAGACGCUAAAAUGAAUAUAUAUAGAAACAAAUAGAUUUAUUACGAAUUAUGCAAUUGUUUGAUAUUAUGCCAUUGUAUCCAAACAUUUUUAGGAUAUAUUUAUCAUUUUCUUUGAAUACUGAGGAAGGUAAAUUCUCAAAAUUGGGUAAUAAUUGCAACUAUCAUGUGAAAAUCAUGGUCGUUUGGAUCUAUGAUUUUGCCAUUAUAUAAAUUACGAGUCAUGUGGCCCCACUAUUAAUGAUAUUGUUUCAUUCAGAUACCUCUUUAACAUAUCACCCACAUUUUAAAAGGUAAGGUUAAAUGAACUUAGGUCAAGGAAUGAAUGUUUGUGUAUGUGAAAUAAAUUCUCAAUUGAAUAUCUA